GUACCAGAAUAUUGUGUACAGCUCACAGAAACUGAAGUAUUGAACCAGGCCUUCAACUUGCUAUUUGCGUUCGACGAGAUUGUCGCUCUUGGGUACAGAGAAAGCGUCAAUCUAGCGCAGGUCCGUUCGUUUGUUGAAAUGGACUCUCACGAGGAAAAGAUUUAUCAAGCCGUAAGGCAGACCCAAGAACGCGAGGCGGCGAACCGCAUGCGCGAACGCGCUAAGGAAUUGCAGCGCGAGAGAUUGGAGGCGGCCAAACGUGGCCAGCCGCCGCGCUCACAGAUGUCCUUCGGCAGCGGCUUUGGUAGCUCGACGAUGUCCUCGUCGUCUCCAUCUGAAUCUAUUGCCGAGAAGAUUCCAACGACACCGGCCAGAGAUACUCGUACAGUGGGUCGUUCUGCCAUGAAGCUCGGAAGCCGCGGCACGGACGCGGACUCGUUCGUGUCCCGACUCCGCAGCGAGGGUGACGUCACCGCGCCCGUAGCGUCGCCGGCGCAACACGACGCCGGCAAACCCGUGCCCGCCGAUCACAAGGAUGUUCACUUGCGCUUCGAGGAGCGUUUAAACCUGAUCGCCGGCCGCGAUGGUGACAUACAAACUUUUGAACUAUCAGGUUUGCUGACGCUACGCAUUAGCAACGAGCAGUUCGGUCGCAUCCACGUGCACGUCGACAACAAAGACUCGAGACCAUUACAGUUGCAGACCCAUCCGAACGUGGACAAGGAAGCGUUCCGCUCGACCGGCGUGAUUGGGCUGAAGCAGGCUCAACGCCCCUUCCCGAUGCACAGCGACGUCGGAGUCCUCAAGUGGAGGCUGGCCACUACCAACGAUGACAAGCUGGCUCCGCUUUCCGUAAACUGCUGGCCGUCCGAAGGCGUCAACGGAGGAUGUGACGUCAAUAUCGAAUACGAGCUGGAGCAGGAUCACUUGGUGUUGACAGAUGUCAAUAUUACCAUACCGCUUCCUUCUGGCAACACUUCGGUGGUGGUGCACCAGUGGGAGGGUAGCUACACGCAGAAGGGACGCAACCUCAUCUGGAGCAUUCCGCUCGUGAGCAAACAACAGAAAACCGGGAGCCUUGAGUUCACCGUCACUCCGUCUAUACCCAACGACUUCUUCCCGCUCUCCGUGACGUGGACUUCGGAAACGUCACUUGCGUUAUUGACAGCUGUCAAAGUGACGCAAGCGGAAGACGGGUCGCCCGUUGACUUCUCUCAAGAGAUCAGUUUCCACGCCGACAAAUACGAGUUUGUUUAAACAAAUUAUUAGUUGUUUUAUUUUCUUCUUCGUAUAAUGGGAAACAUUAUGUGAAUUUAUUUUUAAUGAUUAAAAAAACCCUGUAUUAUUUGUGUAUCGGUAAUAAAUAUAUAUUGUAAAUUAA
Messenger RNA from Bombyx mandarina (wild silkworm), 1381 nucleotides. RefSeq names its product coatomer subunit delta (gene deltaCOP). The record is from RefSeq and is a predicted model, not a curated record. Gene Ontology annotation, cellular component: COPI vesicle coat. Gene Ontology annotation, biological process: Golgi localization; retrograde vesicle-mediated transport, Golgi to endoplasmic reticulum; endoplasmic reticulum to Golgi vesicle-mediated transport. NCBI's taxonomy places the organism in Eukaryota, Metazoa, Arthropoda, Insecta, Lepidoptera, Bombycidae.